AUGCAAAUAACCACUCUCAUUAUUGCGCCAACAUUUUUUGCUGCCGGCCUCUAUGUCCUUCUUGGCAUUCUAAUCAACCAACUUGGCCCUCAAACAAGCAGCCUCUCACCCAGCCACUAUGCUAUAAUAUUUUGCACAUGCGACGUCAUCUCUCUUGUCGUGCAAGCCGUUGGCGGGGCUUUGGCAGCCAGAGCUACCGUUGAGAUUAAUGGCGACUCGUCGACUGGAACUCACAUCAUGGUCGCUGGGAUCGCAUUUCAAUUGUUUACCAUGAGCGUUUUUGCUCUACUCGUCGUUGACUUCCUCCGUCGGGCUAGGGGCUUGGUGAUAAAGAGACCCACGAAGCUCGUUCUGAUAAGUCUCUUCGUGGCGUUCUUGAUGAUAUACAUCAGGUCCAUCUACCGCACGAUCGAAUUGGCUGAGGGAUGGACAGGGUUUUUGAUUACCCACGAGGGGUACUUUAUUGGGCUCGAUGCGACUCUCAUGGUAAUCACUGUGACUGUCUUUCUGCUCUUUGACCCAGCCAUCCUACUACGCGAGGAAUCUGUUUCGUGGGAGCAAGGGGAUAGAAAGGUUCAUGAACAGAAGCAUUUGCUCUCGUGGUUCCGGGUUGUUAAACGAACAUAG
Molecule: messenger RNA, 627 nt
Organism: Trichoderma aggressivum f. europaeum
Lineage: Eukaryota; Fungi; Ascomycota; Sordariomycetes; Hypocreales; Hypocreaceae
Exons: 1
Coding region: 1-627 (208 amino acids)
Cellular component (GO): fungal-type vacuole; plasma membrane
Source: RefSeq, a predicted model, not a curated record